Molecule: messenger RNA, 2372 nt
Organism: Lytechinus variegatus (green sea urchin)
Lineage: Eukaryota; Metazoa; Echinodermata; Echinoidea; Temnopleuroida; Toxopneustidae
Gene: riok1
Product: serine/threonine-protein kinase RIO1-like
Exons: 18
Coding region: 144-1856 (570 amino acids)
Biological process (GO): maturation of SSU-rRNA
Cellular component (GO): preribosome, small subunit precursor; cytosol
Molecular function (GO): protein serine/threonine kinase activity; ATP binding
Source: RefSeq, a predicted model, not a curated record
GCCUACAUCGGUUCCCACUGUAUCAAUCGGGUAAGCUGCAUGCACUCCUCCGAACCAGACUCCAAAGGCAAAGCCAAAGACCGAGGAGGGAUACAAAGUUUCGGUACUAGAUUUAACGUUAGCAUCCUAGCGCUACGUUAAAGAUGGCUGAUGGUCAAUUUGAGGACGCAGAUGAAGCGAUAUCGGUCGUACAAGUGGUGCACCCACUAAGAAAUCAGAUGUCUCUUCCUACAGCUCAGAUUGAGGAAGGAGAUCUCACCCAAAAAGUGCUUGAGGCAUCUUUAGAUGAGGCGGAAUGGGAUGAAGAUGAUGAAGGAGAAGACGAUGAUGACUAUUAUGACUGGGAAGAUGAAAGCACAGAUUUUACAAAGAAGUUCAAUGCUGUAAGAGCGUGUAACCCUCAGCCUAAACCUGGAGUGAACUCAGCCAGUCAUAAAGAGGCCUCUUCAUUUCAGCCCCAUGAAAAGUCAAUGCACCGAUUCGCCAGCAAGAUAACGGUUGAUAAAUACUCCGGUCCACGCUCUCUUUCCAACGCUGCCACCAACUCUCUGAUGAAGACGAACAAGAAAGUGGAAUCAGACAGAGUAAGAAUGAAAGAUAAAGCUGAUAGAGCUACAAUGGAGCAGGUUCUUGACCCUAGAACUAGGAUGAUUGUGUUUAAGAUGUUGAGUAGGCAUGUUAUUAGUGAAAUCAAUGGAUGUAUCAGUACUGGAAAGGAAGCUAACGUCUACCAUGCUACGACAAAACUAGGAGAACAUAGAGCUAUCAAGAUCUAUAAGACAUCGAUUCUGACUUUCAAAGAUCGGGAUAAAUAUGUGACAGGAGAGUUUCGUUUCCGACACGGCUACUGCAAGAGCAAUCCUCGCAAGAUGGUACGAACGUGGGCAGAGAAAGAGAUGCGCAAUCUCCUCAGGUUACAUAACGCUGGAGUUACUUGCCCUGAACCACACCUUCUUAGGAGCCAUGUCCUAGUGAUGGACUUUAUUGGGACUGAUGGAUGGCCGGCUCCGUUGUUGAAGGACGUGAAUCUAAGCGAAGGGAAAGCGAGGGAGCUCUACUUGGAAUGUAUUCAACAGGUCCGCAAGAUAUACCAACAAGCCAAACUUGUCCAUGCUGAUCUCAGUGAAUUCAACAUGCUGUAUUGUGCAGACAAGCUGUAUAUCAUAGAUGUAUCUCAAUCUGUUGAGCAUGACCAUCCCAGUGCCUUGGAAUUCCUUCGCAAAGAUUGUACCAAUGUCACAGAGUACUUCAGAAGGAAUGGCGUGUGUACAAUGACCAUGAGAGAACUCUUUGAAUUUGUGACCGAUCCCAAUAUCAACGAUGACAACAUAGAGCAAUAUCUGGAUAAGGCCAUGGAGAUUGCAUCAAGCAAGUCCUCUGAAGAGGUCUCGGCACAGGAUAAAGUGAAUGAAGAGGUGUUUCGACAAGCGUUCAUUCCUCAGAAACUUGAGCAGGUUAAUCACUAUAUGAAGGAAAUAAUCAAAGCACAAGAAAACAAGGAACAUGAGAUGUAUUACAAGACGAUAACAGGACUCAAACAAGAUUUGAGUGGUGUACAAGAGGAUCCUGCCCUACUUGAAAAUAGGCUGGCAGAUGAGAAAGUAGAAACAGAGGAGGAGGAGGAAGAGGAUAUGGAGGAAGGAGAGGAGGAGGAGGAAAGCGGGGAAGAGAUGGAAGAGGAGAAGACUGCAGAACGACAACAUCACAGACCGAGAGAUGAAUCACCAACAUCUAAAAGAGAGAGGAAGAAGGCAAUCAAGGAAGAGAAGAGAGAGAAUAGGAAAAACAAGAUUCCUAAGCAUGUGAAGAAGAGAAAGGAGAAGAUAGCCAAGGUUCACAGAGGCACCAAGAAAUGAUCAAUCUCAAAAGGAUUCCUAACAUGAACCCUUUUAAUAGCAUUGACAGUGACACUUAUUCAUAUUUCCAUCAGAUGUUUGGAUCCCAUGCCAUCCGUCUACAGCAAGAUACAUGUACUCAUCUACAUUUGCUCCUGUCUACUCAAGUCCUAAAAGGUCGCUUUAAGUAUUGUGUUGGCAUUGAGAACAUCAAAAGUAGGUCUUCGGCAAGACAUUCAUUCCCGUGCGGAAAAGUUGCUCGUCAUGUAUUGUGUCAAGCAUUAGGAAAGCUGCUGAGUUGAGCUAAUAUACACCAAGCCGAGUUCAUAAAGACGAUCAUGUUCACAGUAUUGAUUCUUAUUAAUACACAUCAGUCCUGUAGAGCUACAGUUCAUCAGGGGGUAUUUCACAAAGAUGUGAGUAUGGCUUAGAGUCGCACUUACAAAGCUUUAUAGUUGCAUGCUGUAUAAAAGGGAUGACCACAUUGGUCAGAUCGUGCCAAGAGGAUGCGCGCUACUGCACGUUGAUCAAUAAGAU